Molecule: messenger RNA, 595 nt
Organism: Diabrotica virgifera virgifera (western corn rootworm)
Lineage: Eukaryota; Metazoa; Arthropoda; Insecta; Coleoptera; Chrysomelidae
Exons: 2
Coding region: 104-478 (124 amino acids)
Molecular function (GO): zinc ion binding
Source: RefSeq, a predicted model, not a curated record
UUUGAAGCAUGCUAUAAAGCUGUCUACAAUCAGUGGUUUUAUUAAUGAUAAUAAAAUAAUAAAAAGAGGUGAAAAUGCCUUGGAAUCUGGUCACGUGAAGAAAAUGGACUACGACCGUGAUUUCAAAAUUAUUAGGGGCGAAGUUUUGGCCAGUAUGAAAAACAAAAGCUACAAGGUAUCUAUAGAGUUAGACAACAAUGGUGACAUUUCAUCAGCCACUUGUGCUUGUCCGAGAGGCAUUAAAUGCCAUCACAUUGUGGCAUUGGCACUUUUCGGACGUUACAAUAUAUCUGUGACAGAUAAAGCUUGUUCCUGGAAUGCGCCACCAAAACCAAAGGUUGGGCCAUUACCUCAAUCUGCUGAUGAGCUUAAUCCAAAGCCAUUUAUAUCUGCCCUGGAAGAAGAGCUAUCAGAAGAAGCUGCCAACACAGCGAAGGAAAGGCUAAACUGCUUUGGGCAUACUGUUGGAUACACUUGAUUUGUGAAAAAGAGGGCAAUAGAUUCUCAAACAAAUAUUGUCCCUGCAAUCCAGGACAUUAUUUCGUCUGAUUAUUUUCUGGAGGCCACAGAUAAAAUAUCAACAUUAAAAGAAAGG